Lecanosticta acicola is the source of this 687-nucleotide messenger RNA. NCBI's taxonomy places the organism in Eukaryota, Fungi, Ascomycota, Dothideomycetes, Mycosphaerellales, Mycosphaerellaceae. The record is from the annotation of a GenBank genome assembly.
AUGGCCGACACGGAAGCUUCGGCGCCUCCCGCCUCCCUGAAGCCAGCUCGCAAGGUCGUCUAUUGCGGCGUCUGCUCUCUUCCUCCAGAAGUAGGUAUGGGCCCCAGACUUAUCACAAACAAUCGCAUCAACACAGCAAGAUCGAAAACACAACAUUCCAUACUAACUACUGGCUGUCCUUCUCUCUAGUACUGUGAAUACGGCGGCACAACAAAGAAGUGCGCCGACUGGCUCCUCUCCAACCACCCGGAUCUCCACAGCAAACUCUACUCCGAAGAAGCACUAUCGCAAAACCUCUCCACGCUCUCGGUCGACGCACAGAAACGUGCGGAGAAAGACGCCCAGAAGAAAGCCGCCAAGGCCGAAGCACAGGAAGCGCGGGAGAGCGAGAGACGGGCGACGAGUAAAGUGUACAUCAAGAGAGUGGAGCGGAACAAGCGGAAAUUCGUCACGGAGAUCAGUGGACUGGAAGCUUUUGGAUUGGAUUUGAAGAAAGUGGCAAAGGAGUUUGGGAAGAAGUUUGCUACCGGCAGUUCGGUGACGAAGACGGCGGCUGGUGGGGAGGAGAUCACCGUGCAGGGUGAUGUGAGUGAUGAGGUGCAGGAUUGGUUGGUCGACAACCAUGAGCAAAUUCCGGAGGACAACAUUGAGUUGAUUGAGGAUAAGAAGAAGAAGAGUGCUGCGUGA